AUUUGUGGACUGGCCGGUCUAUAUAAGUGAACAACCUUUGCUUGAAUCUCACUGCAAGAAACAAUAAUACGUUACAUCUAAUAUUAUUCACAAUUUCUGAAAAAACAAGUCCAAUAUGAAUCAUACAAAGGAAUCCAAAUUGUCCAAGCCACAUGCACUAUGCAUUCCAUUUCCAGCACAAGGCCAUAUUAAUCCUAUGUUCAAAUUAGCCAAAAUUCUCCAUGUCAAAGGCUUUCAUAUCACCUUUGUUAACACAGAAUUUAAUCAUCGUCGAUUGUUAAAAUCACAGGGUCCAAAUUCCCUGAAUGGCUUUCCUUCCUUUCGUUUUGAGUCCAUCCCUGAUGGACUCCCUCCCUCUAAUGAGGAUGCCACACAAGACGUUCCGUCGUUAUGUGAGUCAUCUAAGAAGUCAUGUUUGGCCCCUUUUAGAGACCUUGUUACGAGACUAAAUGAUAAUUCCAGUUUCCCUUCUAUUACUUGCAUAGUUGCUGAUGCUGCUAUGAGCUUCACUCAACAAGUUUCUGAGGAGUUAGGUGUCCCUAAUAUUGGCUUUUGGACUGCUAGUGGUUGUUCCUUGUGGGCUUUCAUGCAAUAUCCUGAACUUGUGGAAAAAGGUUACGCUCCGCUAAAAGAUGAAAGUUAUUUAGACACGAUUAUAGAUUGGAUACCUGGCAUGAAAGGCAUUCGUCUAAAAAACUUGCCAAGUUUCAUCAGAGCCACAGUGGAUGAACCAAGCUAUAUUAUAAUGAAAUUUAUAACGGAAGAAAUCGUGGACAAAAUUCCCAAAUUCUCUGCACUCAUUUUGAACACUUUCGACACAUUAGAGAGUGACGUUUUGCAACAAAUAUCAACUUUGUUCCCUGAAGUUUAUACAAUCGGACCCUUACAUCGCUCUUUGUUGAAUAAACAAACUCAAGAUGAAUACUUGAAAUCAAUCGGAUCAAAUCUAUGGAAAGAAGAUACUCAUUGUCUCGAAUGGUUGGACACGAAGAAAUCAAAUUCCGUUGUUUAUGUGAACUUUGGAAGUGUUACAGUGAUGAGCAAUGAGCAGUUGAUUGAAUUUGCGUGGGGACUUGCAAAUACUAAAGUGAAUUUCUUGUGGAUCGUUAGAUCACAUUUAGUCAUGGGUGAUUCGGCCAUUUUACCACAUGAAUUCCUUGAGGAGACUGAGGAAAGAGGUUUAUUAGUUGGUUGGUGUCCUCAAGAGCAAGUUUUAAGUCAUCCAUCAAUUGGAGGAUUUUUAACUCACUGUGGAUGGAAUUCAACUUUCGAAAGUAUAUCAUUUGGUGUGCCCAUGUUGUGUUGGCCUUUUUUUGCAGAUCAACAGACAAAUUGUUGGUUUAAUUGUAACCGUUUGGGUGUAGGGAUGGAAGUCGAUAGCAAUGUGAAGAGGGAAGUGAUUGAGGAACUUGUGAGAGAGUUGAUGAUUGGAGAAAAGGGUAAAGAGAUGAAAGAAAAUGCAUUGAAGUGGAAAAAAUUAGCUGAAAAAGCUUCCAAUUCUUCAGAUGGAUCAUCUUAUAUGAAUUUUGAGAAGUUUGUUAGCCAUGUGCUAUUACGAAAUGGUCUUUCACUUUAAUUGUCUUCUAUAAGCUUUGUGAAUGUCAUGUUUUUGUAUUUGAAAUAUUUGGUUAAAAUAAACUUUUUCUUUCUAGCUAUAAAA
This is a messenger RNA of Capsicum annuum, 1660 nucleotides long. Its product is annotated as 7-deoxyloganetin glucosyltransferase. NCBI's taxonomy places the organism in Eukaryota, Viridiplantae, Streptophyta, Magnoliopsida, Solanales, Solanaceae. Bases 116 to 1576 code for a protein of 486 amino acids. The transcript is spliced from 2 exons. The record is from RefSeq and is a predicted model, not a curated record. Gene Ontology annotation, molecular function: UDP-glycosyltransferase activity.